AUGAUAAAUAAUAGAGUGUAUUAUAGUAAUUUAAAACUUGUUGUAAAUAAGGGAGAAGAAGAAGAAAAGGAAGAAGUAGAAAAUGCAAAUAAUGUAAUUUAUGUGGGUAAUAUAGAUAAAUACAUAGAAGAUAAUAAUAUUUUAAAAAUAUUAGAAGUAUUUGGUGAUAUUUAUAAAUGGCACAGACAACGUAAUCCUUCAACAAAUGAAUUAAUGCCAUUCGGUUUUUGCGAAUAUAGUGAUAUAUAUGGUGUUUAUUUAUGUGUAAAUAUCUUAGAUAAUAUAAAAUUAGCUAAUAAGAAUUUAAAAGUAAACUGCAAUGAUAAUUUAAAAAAAAGAUUUGAAAGAAUUGUUGAUAUACUAUAUGAAAAAAAACAGAAAGCAAUAGAUAAACAAAAUGAGUUAUUAAAUGAAGAAGAUAUGAAAAAUCAAAUAUUAAAUGAUAUAAAAAAUGAUAUAAAAAAUAAAAAAAAUGAUGUUUUAGUAUAUAUUGAACACAUUAAUAAUGAAUAUGAAGAAAAAAAAAAAAAAGAUGAAGCAAUACAAAAUAAUACAACAGAAGAUGAAAAAAAUUUAGAUAGUGAAGAAAAAGAUAAAAGAGAAAAAGAGGAAGAAAAUUUGAAUAUAAAUAAUAUGAAGUUAAACCCUGAACAAGAUAAUAAAAAUUUUAUAAAUAGCUUACCUUCUUCGAAUAUUGAAGAAUUAAAUACUAACGAUAAAAAAAAAAUAAAUAAUGUAGAAAAUAAUGAAAAUCAUGAUAUUUUAGGAGUUGAAAAAAAAAAUAGUUUUGUAAUAGAUAAUCCAAAUAAUCAACAAAUAAAUAAUAGAAAUCCUUUUAAAAGAAAUGCUUCUGACAAUAAUAAUGAAGAAAUAUUAAAAGAAAAAGAAAAAGAAGAAAUCAAAUAUUUAAGUAAAGAUUAUAAAGUAAACUGGAGGGAAAAAGAAAGGAUUCAAAGAAUAGAAAAUAAAGAAAAAGAUUUAGAAAAGGAUUUUUAUAAAAGAGAAAAAGAAUGGUUAGAAUUAGAAGAGCAAAUCAAAAAAGAUACAUACAAGGAAUGGAAUAAAUUAAUGUUAGUAAAAAAGAAGGAUAUUGCUAGGCUUAUAGAAUUAGAUUUAAAAGGGGAAUAUGAAAAUUCAAAUAUAUCAAGUUCAAAAAAAAGAGAAAUAAGAAAUUCAAAAAGAGGAAAAGAAAAGGAAUUAGAUGAACUCGAUAGGUUAAAUGAAUUAAAAGAAAUAGAAGAAAUGAAGGAAAAAGAAAAAUUAAAAGAUGAAGAAAAACUUAUUAAUGAUAAUAUUCAAAAUUCUAUAGAACAAGAAGAUGUACAAGAUAAAGAACAAACAAUAGAGGAAAGUAAAAAAGAAGAAAAUAAUGAAACUAAAGAGAAUUUUAAUACAGAAAAACAGAAAGAUAUAGAUGAAGGGAUAGAACUUGAUAAUGAAGAAAAUAGAAAUAAUGUAGUAUCAGAACAUUCAAAGAAUAACAUUGUAUAUGAUUUUAAUAUUAACUCUGAUAAAGAUAACGAAGUAAAAUACGAAAAAAGAAAUUUUGAACAUUAUGAAAAUCUAAAAAAUAAGGAUAACAAUUUUGAUAAUAGCGAAAAUUAUUCAUUUAAUGAAUAUAAUGAGAACGAAAAUAUAAAGAAGGAAAAAGAAAACAAUUUUGAGUGGAUGAAUUAUAAUAAUAACAUGGGUCCUGGUGUAGAUUGCAUUCAAAACAAUAUAAAUAUUCAAAAUAGUGAAAAUAUUUUGUCUUAUCGAGAAAACAAUUGUGAUGUAAUAUAUAAAUCUGAAAAUAAAGGAAUUGAAGUUUUAAAUAAAAUGUGUAAUGAAAAUGAUACAAAUAAAAAUAAUAUAAAUGAAAGUGAUUCGAAUAAUAUGAAUGAAAAUAAAGAAAAUGAAAACAAUACAAAUAAAAGAAAAAUGAUAAGUUUAGAACAUAUAAAUAUAAAAGUAAAUGAUAAAAAAAAAAAAAUGAUUGAUUCUGAAAAUUUAAAUAAAAUAAAUAAUCCUGUAUUAAUGAACGUGUUUAAUACUAAUGAUGAAGAUGAAUUUUUUACUAAAAACCAUCAGCCAUUAUCCAAAUUAGAUAAACAUUUAGAUAAAAAAAACCAAGAAGAAGAAAAAAUUAAAGCAAUAGAAAUAAUUGAAAAUUCGAAAAAAAUAUUAGAAAAAGUACCAUCGACAGAGGAAGAAAUCUUUAACUUUCAUAUUGAAUGGAAUAUAUUAAAUCUAAAAGAUAAUAUAGGUGUGAAAUUAAAGCCUUGGAUAUAUAAAAAAAUAACUGAAUAUAUAGGAAAGGAUGAAAAAGAAAUUAUUGAAGAAAUUAGUAAUUAUUUUGUUCAGCAAAUUUUAAAGGAAACAUCACCAAAAGAUAUGCUCGUCGAAGCUGAAAAAUUUUUAGAUUCCGAUGGAAAGAAAUUUAUUUUAAAUAUGUAUAGGCUUAUUAUAUUUGAACAGCUUAAAAUAAAAAAUAACCUAUAA
Messenger RNA from Plasmodium relictum, 2481 nucleotides. Its product is annotated as conserved Plasmodium protein, unknown function. Gene Ontology annotation, molecular function: RNA binding. The record is from RefSeq and is a predicted model, not a curated record. Lineage: Eukaryota; Apicomplexa; Aconoidasida; Haemosporida; Plasmodiidae. The transcript has a single exon. Gene Ontology annotation, biological process: mRNA processing. Bases 1 to 2481 code for a protein of 826 amino acids.